Messenger RNA from Eupeodes corollae, 1897 nucleotides. Its product is annotated as nischarin. Lineage: Eukaryota; Metazoa; Arthropoda; Insecta; Diptera; Syrphidae. The record is from RefSeq and is a predicted model, not a curated record. Gene Ontology annotation, molecular function: phosphatidylinositol binding; protein kinase binding. Bases 360 to 1772 code for a protein of 470 amino acids. The transcript is spliced from 6 exons. Gene Ontology annotation, cellular component: cytoplasm.
AGCUGCGCGAUAAAAACAUCAUCGUGAAGUCGAUGGCAAUUUUUGUAACAUGAAGAACCCUUCGAAAGAAUUUUGUGCAAUUACGUGUUUUCGCCUUGAAAACUUCAAUUACUAAUCAAAAACGUCGUAUAACUAUCCCACAGUUAAACAUUCACAUCAAGGUUCUCUAAUUAAUCAAUAAAUUCAAACAAAAAGCCCUCAGACAAGUGCAUAAAAACCAAGCCUCAAAGAUUAAAAAUCCGCCUACAAAUAUAUAAAUAACCCUUGACUAAAUAAUGCAUAAUAAAAUUUAAUUAACCAUCACACAUCAGAUAGCAACUAAUUAUACAAAUAAAAAGAAAACACAUAAAACAAUUAAAAUGUCUUGCUACUAUAAAUAUAAUCAAGAAGCUGAAAUCUACAUUCCAAAGUUUAACGAAACUAGUAGCAUUGUUUUCUAUAAAAUCCAUGUAAAGAUUCACGAUGUCGAAUGGACACUGGAACGACGUUACAAGGAUUUUGACCAACUAAACGACAAACUGGUCGAGGAGAAUUCCAUAUCAAAGAAGCUUAUUCCGCCCAAGAAACUUAUUGGCAACAAAAAUCCAGAGUUUGUAGAAAAACGACGCCAAGAACUAGAGAAAUACCUACAGGAUCUGUUGGCUCUGUUUCGCAUCACUAUGCCAAGGGUUCUAGCCGAGUUCCUAGACUUCAACAAAUAUGAUAUAAUCUAUUUGCUGCAAGACUUAGCUAAGUUCUUCAACGAAUCUGGUGACUCUUUGUUAAGUGUGACGAAGGAGUAUAGUUUUUCAGCUCUUGAACUUUUUGCAAUUAGUGAACGUUUGUGUAUGCCUUGCCCCGAUAAUGACGAAACCAGUAAAUAUGAUUUUUCACACGUUCUUGACUUUUGUAGUCAACUGGAAAUUCUAAAGGGCACUCCAAUAAAGGACACUGGUGACAUUGGCUGUGAUUAUAAUUCCAUUGACGUACCAAUUGGCCGAAGCAAUAUCAUCCCGAAGAAUCUAUUUUUUAAUCUUAAUGCCUUUCGUAAUUUAAAGACGAUACAAUUUUUUAGUCUAUCAACUGAGAACAUCGUUGACAUUGCUUUCCUCAAACCAAGUCUACAAUACAUUUCGGUGCAUAAUACGACUAUAACUCGAAUCAAUCAGGUUUUAAUGUGUGAUAAUCUUCAUAAGAUCGAUCUCGAGGAUACGCCAAAUAAAAACAAAUCUCCCAAGGACACUUGGUGCAGCGUCAAAGAGUUAAACUUCUCAGGCAAUCUCCUAACAACUAUCGACUCAAGCAUCAAAACCGUACCCAACAUAUGCACCUUGAAUCUAGACCAAAACCGUCUCUCCCAUAUUCAGAAUCUCAACGAAUUGCCUUUAUUACAAACUCUAAGUUUGGCGGCCAAUCUAAUUACCAAUUGCAUCGAUUGGCAUUUGGAACUUGGCAAUUUGGUGACACUUAAUUUAGCCCAGAAUAAACUGAAAACCCUAACGGGCUUGAAGAAGCUCUAUUCCUUGGAGAAUUUGGAUCUGAGUUGCAAUCAUAUAAGUGAUUUGGAUGAAGUGGAUAAUGUGGCAUGUUUGCCGGUUCUUGUGGCACUCCGUUUGACUGGGAAUCCUUUGGCUGGAAGUGUUGACUAUCGUCCACGUGUGUUAGCAAGAUUUCAUGGAAGGGCGUCUGAGAUCUGUCUGGACAGUGAGAAAGGUUCCCACAAGGAAUUGGACACAGCAUUGGUGCAUUCGGCGUUGCUGCAAUCGAAAAUCGGCAGACAACUGCCGCAGUGAAAAACAAUCGAGUAUUGCAAUAAUCUUUUUUACUUUAUUAAUUGUCUGUUUAUAUUUUUAUUUAUGUAUAAUACAACUAUAUGUACUAUUUGUAUAUUUAAGAACCAUACAAAAAAGAAAACAAA